AUGGACAAAGGCGACAAACCAUCGGGUCGUCUCUCGACCUCGAGAACUUUCCCCGUCAACAUCCACCACCGUCACCGCUCCGAAGUAACGCGCCCAUCAAACCAUAAUCAGUCUCAAAGCCAAAAUCAAAGUCAAACACGCAACGGCGCACCCGAGGAACGACAACCGUGGCCCCGGAGGUUGUUUGUCGAUACAUCGGAUCUCGAGCCUGCGUCCUCGAACGAAAAGACUGCCAAUAACAAUAACAGCAACGACAAUAGUAAUAGCAGCAGGAAAAGCGAAAAUCAAAAAUCACACCGAUACUCGAAAUCGCGAGACCACCGCCUCCCCCGAGCCGUGAAUCAGAUUGCUUCCGCCGGCGGAGCAAGAAAUCUCCUACCCAGCCGCUCAUUUCAUCGCCAUACCCAAAGCCAUGGCCAUCCAUAUUUCGGCGGCGGUGGCAGCUACAGAGAAGGGCUGCCAGAACUUAGCUUUCUGAAGCCGACAGCCACGAAAGAAGAUCCGUCACGGUCUUCGAGUGCGCAGAGGAAUAGCGGGAGUCGAGGGACUAGCCUCGUGGUUACGGAGGAAGGGGAUAGUGAGGCUGCGAGUCAGAGGCUAAGUUUGACGACUAUGGUUGGCAAGGAGAUCAAGACGGCGGAGGAUUUGAGUUUGGCGAGACAGGAGCGUGAGAAGGGAGAAGAAAUGCUACGGUCAAAACUGGCGAGUAUAGGCACACUCGCAACAGACAUCACCCGCCGAUUAGAUUAUACAUACUACAACCUCCUCGAACGCAUAUCGACUCUGUACUCAACAAUCCACACGUUCCAGGAACUGGUCGACUCUAGCGGAACGCUGCACGAGACAUUCCAGCACGACACUUCCACUCUCGAGUCGGAUGUACAUAAAAAACUCUCAGAAUUUGCAAAGUUUGACCCCCAGCGUCAGAGGAUCGAUGAGCUGGAACAACGCAUGAAGGCUGGAAAACAGAAAAUGGAGAAUUUGGGGGAAAGACUUGAUAAAGUCCGAAAGGAGAUUGAAGGGUGGGAAAUGAGGGAGGGAGAGUGGCAGGCGAGGGUUACUCAGAGGUUGAGAGUGUUGGGGGCGUUUGUGGUGAGUUUGGCGUUGGUGGUUAUCGUUGCGUAUGUUUUGAGGUCUACCCCGACCACAAGCACGGGGACACCGCUAUCGGUUCAGGAUUUGAACUCGAGGAUUGAAAUGUUGUCGCAGUUGCAUUCUAUGCCUGAUACACAUACGGACAGCUUGGAUGUCGACGUGGAUUUGAAGACGUUCCUGAAGUCGCCGCUGCUCAUGAAAAGUACAACGGACAGUGAGGAGACGAUCGACCAUCAUGAAUCCCCGAUUACAGAAACAGAUACUCAUGCUCACCAAAGCAACAGAAACCGCAACGGCAACAACAACCCAGCAGAUCCACUCCACCUAUUCGACGAACUCUGA
Talaromyces marneffei is the source of this 1437-nucleotide messenger RNA. RefSeq lists its product as uncharacterized. The coding region runs from base 1 to 1437 and encodes 478 amino acids. NCBI's taxonomy places the organism in Eukaryota, Fungi, Ascomycota, Eurotiomycetes, Eurotiales, Trichocomaceae. The record is from RefSeq and is a predicted model, not a curated record. The transcript is spliced from 2 exons.